This is a messenger RNA of Vitis vinifera (wine grape), 2496 nucleotides long. RefSeq lists its product as uncharacterized. The record is from RefSeq and is a predicted model, not a curated record. Gene Ontology annotation, molecular function: zinc ion binding. The transcript is spliced from 2 exons. Lineage: Eukaryota; Viridiplantae; Streptophyta; Magnoliopsida; Vitales; Vitaceae. The coding region runs from base 1 to 2496 and encodes 831 amino acids.
AUGGAUAGUUUGCUUACAAUUGUGUGUUACAAGGAUGGUGAAAUAAUUGAUGGCCCAAAUGGGGUGUGUUACAGUUGUCCUCCUAAAAAAGGUGUCUUAGUGAACAAUUUGAUCAAAUAUGAUGAGUUGGAGGAUAAGUUGUGUCAUGUUAUGUCGAUCGAUCGCACUCAUACCAUGUUAUCCAUGAUAUUUCGGUAUCCAAUUCUUAUGUCGAUUGGAAAUGGAAACAUUAACUAUAUACAAUUACCAAUUAAAGAUGAUGAUGAUGUAAGGUUAAUGUUUCAUGUUGUAGCACAAAUCCCACCAUCGAAUACUAUUGAAAUGUAUUUGCAGACACGUCCAAGGGAUCAUUCAUCUGAGUUAAGUCCAUCAUUUGAUCAAGAAAUUAUGGGUCAUGAUGUGGAAAUACCUGCAAAGGGGAAUUCGGCAGUGCAGAUUGAUGAAAUGAAUGAGAAUUUAGCACACAAUGACGAAAUGGGGGGGAAUUUGGCAGUAGUAACUCAGUCAGUCAUGGGAGCGACAAACAAUUAUGUUGACAUCCCAUUUACAAAUGAAAAUGAUGAUGUGGAAUUUUAUGAUGAGGACGAGAUUAAUGAGAUGCAUUAUGAUGAUGAACCUCCAACAAAUAAGGUUUCUUCAGAUGAUGGUGAGCAUAUUAUGCCUUCCCCAAUGUUCAAAGAAUUGAAUUGGGAUGCAAUAAAUAGCAUGACUGCUGAGCCUCUCACACCACGUACUGGAUUGUGGAAUGAAUCCAAUGAGUUGUUUAAAGGAUUGAGAUUUGAGAGUAAAGAAGACUUGCAAUAUGCUGUAAAACGUUAUGCAAUAUGUCGGAAUCAACAUUUGGUGGUUUGUGAAUCAGAACCACAAUUGUGGGCAGUGAGAUGUAAGAAGUGGCAGGAAGGAUGUAAUUGGAGGCUUCGUGCAUGUCGUCGUAAAAGCCAUGGAAUGUUUGAGAUAACCAAGUACGCAGGUCCUCAUACUUGUGUUUACCCUAAAUUAUCACAAGACCACUCUCAAUUGGACUCUACAUUGAUUGCAAGAGAGAUCCAAAAUGUAGUUCAGAGGGAUCACACUACCUCUAUUGCUACAUUACACCAGAUAGUGAAGGAUAAAUUUGGAUAUGAUGUCCAUUAUAGGAGAAUUUGGGAAGCUAAGAGAAAAGCAAUGCUUAGAGUUUUUGGUGAUUGGGAUGAAUCUUAUCAAGCAUUGCCGAAGUGGAUGAACAUCCUUCAGCUAACUAAUCCUGGAACAAAGGUUGUUUGGAAGACAAUACCUUUAGGAGGGAUUUCUGGGAACGUGCGGUUUAUGCGUGUUUUUUGGGCAUUUGGGGCAAGUGUUGAAGGGUUCAAACAUUGCAGACCAAUUAUACAAAUUGAUGGUACAUUCCUAUAUGGAAAAUACAUGGGGAAGCUUUUAAUUGCUACUUCAAUUGAUGGAAAUGGUCAUGUAUUCCCCCUUGCGUUUGCAAUUGUUGAGGAAGAAUCACAGGAUAAUCGCCAUGCAGGAAUAAAUGCUACUGUUAGAAAUCCAUCAGUUGGAUGGAGCCCCCCUCAUGCGCAACAUCGAUACUGUCUUAGGCAUGUAGUGAGCAAUUUUAAUGACAAAUUUAAGAAUAAGGUCUUAAAAGAGUUGGCGUAUAGAGCUGGAUGUCAACAUCAACCGCGGAAGUAUGAGAGAUACAUGGAGGAGUUAAAACGAUUGGAUGAAAAAAGUGUGGCUUGGUUUUCAAAAUUAGACACUCAAAAGUGGACUCAAGCAUAUGAUCUAGGAUAUCGGUAUGGGUGGAUGACCACAAAUAUUGCUGAGUGCAUUAAUGGGGUGCUUAAGGGAGCGCGAAUGUUACCUAUCACUGCACUUGUUCAAUUAACUUUUUAUCGAUGUGUGUCAUACUUUGAGACUCGUAGAGCAGAGAUACGUGCUAGAAUGGCAGUUGGAGAUGUGUACACUGCGUAUGCAAUUGAAAAAUUUAGAAGAGCCGAGGCCAAAGCUAGUGGACACACUGUCACCAUUUUCCAUCGAAUUCAUGAAACAUUUGAAGUAAUUACUGCUCUCCAUGGGUUUCAUAUGGAUAAAGGACGUAACAAACAAGUGGUUAAGCUUAAUGAAGGUACAUGUAGUUGUAAUAAGUGGCAAUCAUUUGGCAUUCCAUGCUCACAUGUGCUAGCUGUUUCUGCUCAUAUGAGGAUUGAUAGUUGGCAAUUAGUUGAAAAAUACUAUAGGUUGGAUGCCUAUGCCAGUUGUUACGCUCCUGAAUUUAAUCCCAUUCCUCAUGAAUCUUAUUGGCCGUAUCCUGAUUUUCCUAUUCUCCACCCUGACCCAACUUCAAUGAGGGAUAAGGGGCGUCCUAGAUCAUCAAGGAUAAGGAAUGAAAUGGAUUUGAAGGAACCAAGCGUUAGGAUUCGAUGUGGUUUAUGUAAAAUAGCGGGUCAUAAUCGUCGCAACUGUCCCACAAAAGAUGGAGGGCAAUCCUCCAACCCCCUUCCUCAUGACAAUUAA